Molecule: messenger RNA, 900 nt
Organism: Sparassis crispa
Lineage: Eukaryota; Fungi; Basidiomycota; Agaricomycetes; Polyporales; Sparassidaceae
Product: Rhamnolipids biosynthesis 3-oxoacyl-[acyl-carrier-protein] reductase
Exons: 5
Coding region: 1-900 (299 amino acids)
Molecular function (GO): oxidoreductase activity
Source: RefSeq, a predicted model, not a curated record
AUGGCUGAGACGAUGCACGUUGAUAAGCUGUUCAAGCUCGACGGUCGCAUCGCGUUGGUUACUGGCGGUGGCACUGGGAUCGGCUGGAUGAUCGCGCGCGGCCUCUCAGCAAACGGUGCGAAAGUCUACAUAACAGGGCGACGUUUGGAGGUAUUGGAAAGGGUAGCUGCGGCGUGGGCGCAGGACAGUGCGGCGAAGGGGUCGAUCAUCCCUCUGCAGUUAGAUGUCACCGAUCGCACAAGCAUAUCCGCCGCCCAAGAGCUCAUCGCGGAGAAGGAAGGAAAGCUACAUAUCCUUGUGAACAACGCGGGACAGACGGGACCCGUUUCACCCUUUCUGAACGAUAUGUCUGCGCCGCAACACGCGGACGCUGAGACGCUGGGACGCGCGCUCUUCAACAACGAGUCCUUCGAGGAGUGGGCAGGCGUGUACAGCAGCAACACCUUUUCCAUCUUCUUCGUCACUACUGCUUUCCUCGGUUUGCUCGCCAAGGGCAGCACGGACGUCGUGGGGUACCCGUCCUGCGUGAUUAACAUUACGAGCAUCAGCGGGUAUAUCAAGGUAGCGCAGAACCACUUUGGUUAUAACAGCUCGAAGGCUGCUGCGUCGCAUUUGACGAAGAUGCUCGCGACAGAAUUCGCACUGAAGAAGGUACCCGUGCGUGUAUGCGGCGUCGCACCUGGCGUGUACGAAUCGGAGAUGACCUUCGACACUAUUGGGCCAGACAAGGUGAACAUCGUUGGCAAGGGACUCAUCCCCGUGCCCGCGAACAGGCCCGGGACUGCACAGGAGGUGGCAGGGACAGUCAUCUACCUCGCAUCGCCAGCAGGGUGCUACACCAAUGGCCAGGACAUCAUCAUUGACGGAGGCUACACUGCGGUCAAUCCGUCCACGCAAUGA